CAGAACAUCGUAAUAGUGUUGGCUAAAACAGUGUCACGUCUGAUCAUUCCACGAUAGAAACUACGUUGUGGAUAUAUGCUUUGUUCUUUUGGGUUGAAUUAUGCCUUCGCCGAGUAGCAGGAGGUCUAUUGUUCCAUAUCUGGUGCUGGUGCUGUUGGAUUGUUUCUGGCAGUCAGCGUCUGGGCAGCUCUCCUAUACCGUCUCAGAGGAGGUAAACCCGGGAACUAAUGUCGGAAAUAUCGCAAAGGAUUUAAACCUCAAUGUGCAGGAUUUGGAGUCGCGUUUGUUUCAGGUUGUUACAGGAUCUAAAAGGAAAUACUUCGAGGUAAAUCUAAAGACUGGAUUCCUGUAUGUCAAUGAGAGAAUAGACCGAGAGGAGCUUUGUGCAGAAGAACCCAAAUGCACCGUUAGUGUUGAGGCUGUUAUAAACAACCCACUAAAGCUUUACCGCGUGGAAAUAGAAAUCAGAGAUGUGAAUGACCACUCUCCGUCUUUCAACACGAAAUCACAAAUACUGGACAUUGCAGAGAACACAUUUCCUGGAUUUAGAUUAGCGUUAUCAGAGGCAAGCGAUGCUGAUGUGGGUAAAAAUGGUGUGAGUGCCUAUAAACUCAGUGCAAACGAAUACUUUAGUCUUGCGACACAAAAAAGAGGGGAGAGUAUAUCCCCGGAGUUAGUGCUACAGAAAGCCCUAGACCGUGAGAAAAAGCCACAUAUGCAGCUCAUGUUAACUGCGGUUGACGGGGGAACUCCACCAAAUACAGGUACAUCUGAAAUUGAAAUAAAUGUACUUGACAGCAAUGAUAACGCACCGAUGUUCAGCAGUACUCUUUACAAAGUUAAAACAUUCGAAAAUACUCCUAUUGGAACAGUGGUCUUCACCUUAAAUGCGACCGACGCAGAUGAAGGCAUAAAUAGUGAAAUUAUAUAUUCUCUUCGUAAUAAGGAUCAGGAUCAUAUUCUGGAUAUUUUCGAAAUUGAUCCCGACACAGGGAUAAUUUCAGUGAAAGGCAAAAUCGACUAUGAGGUAAGAAAAGCUUUUGAGAUCCGAGCAGAGGCAAGGGACAAAGGCCAACCUCCCUUGUCUGCUCACUGUAAAGUGCUGUUAGAAGUAAUAGAUGUAAACGACAACGCUCCUGAAAUCACCGUGACGUCACUGCUCAAUACAGUUAACGAGGACGCUGUUAUGGGUACUGCUAUUGCACUUGUAUCAAUUCUAGACAGAGACAGUGGUAAAAAUGGGGAGGUGAAAUGUGAGAUCUUAAACACGGUACCGUUCAAAUUAGAGACAAAUUACAAAAACUAUUACUCUUUAGUAGUUGACGGACAGUUGGACAGGGAGACAACUCCUCAGUACAAUGUUACAAUUUCAGCUACCGAUGAAGGAAGUCCCCCUCUAACGAAUAUCAGUGUUAUUACUGUUUACGUUUCUGAUGUUAAUGACAAUGCCCCGCAUUUCCCAGAACAUUUAAUAAACAUUUACGUGAAAGAAAACAGCAAAGUUGGAACCGUUAUUAAAACAGUGACUGCAGCAGAUGAUGACGUCAACAACAACGGUCAGGUGAGCUACUCAAUUUUAGAUAGUAGUAGUACAUCUCUGCCCCUCCCCACAAUGGUCAACAUCAAUUCAGAGACAGGAGAUAUAAUCAGCCUGCAGUCUUUUAACUAUGAGGAGUUAAAAACGUUUCAGUUUAAAGUUCAGGCCACAGACUCUGGUGUUCCUCCGCUCAGCAGCAAUGUGACUGUGAACGUUUUAAUUCUGGAUGAAAAUGACAACAACCCAACAAUCCUCGCGCCCUAUUCUGAGCACGGCUCCGUUAACAGUGAGAGCAUCCCCUAUUCUGCUGAAGCGGGAUACUUUGUGGCAAAGAUCAGGGCUGUAGACGCAGACUCUGGAUACAAUGCGCUGCUUUCUUAUCACCUCUCUGAGCCCAAAGGAAACAACCUCUUCCGGAUCGGAACCAGCACCGGAGAAAUCAGGACUAAGAGGAGAAUGAGUGACAAUGACCUGAAAACUCACCCCUUGGUGGUCUUGGUUUCUGAUAACGGAGAACCCUCCCUGUCAGCUACUGUGUCUAUUGAUGUGGUGGUGGUUGAAAGCACAGCUGACAUCCAGACUCAGUUCAGACAUGUGCCCAUAAAGGAGGACAGCUUCUCUGAUUUGAACCUGUAUCUGCUGAUCGCCAUAGUGUCGGUGUCAGUCAUCUUUCUGCUGAGCCUCAUCAGUUUAAUAGCUGUCAAAUGCCACAGGACAGACGGCAGUUUCAGCAGGUACAGCGCCCCAAUGAUCACCACCCACCCUGACGGGAGCUGGUCUUACUCCAAGUCUACUCAGCAGUAUGACGUGUGUUUCAGCUCAGACACUCUGAAGAGUGACGUAGUGGUUUUCCCCGCACCGUUUCCACCUGUAGACGGGGAGCUGAUCAGUAUUAACGGAGGAGACACUUUUACCAGAACUCAGACCUUGCCUAACAAGGAAAAGGUAAGCCAUGCCUCGAUUUAAUUUUCAUCUAUCUUACUUUUUUUUACAUUUGGGUAACAC
Messenger RNA from Centropristis striata (black sea bass), 2542 nucleotides. RefSeq names its product protocadherin alpha-3-like. Bases 101 to 2503 code for a protein of 800 amino acids. Gene Ontology annotation, cellular component: plasma membrane. The record is from RefSeq and is a predicted model, not a curated record. Gene Ontology annotation, molecular function: calcium ion binding. Lineage: Eukaryota; Metazoa; Chordata; Actinopteri; Perciformes; Serranidae. The transcript has a single exon. Gene Ontology annotation, biological process: homophilic cell-cell adhesion.